Hyla sarda is the source of this 1810-nucleotide messenger RNA. RefSeq names its product DnaJ heat shock protein family (Hsp40) member A2 (gene DNAJA2). Gene Ontology annotation, cellular component: cytoplasm; cytosol. Lineage: Eukaryota; Metazoa; Chordata; Amphibia; Anura; Hylidae. The transcript has 9 exons. Gene Ontology annotation, biological process: protein refolding; response to heat. Gene Ontology annotation, molecular function: Hsp70 protein binding; ATP binding. The coding region runs from base 102 to 1337 and encodes 411 amino acids. The record is from RefSeq and is a predicted model, not a curated record.
UGGUGUUGUGACGUCGCGUUCGUCGUUUCCGGCUUCUUUCUGCCCUCGUUCCCCGGUUCUCUCUCCUUCUGUCCCCGCAGCGGCUCACUCGAUCCCCGGCCAUGUCUAACGUCGUCGACACUAAGCUGUAUGACCUGCUUGGGGUUCAGCCCGGCGCCAGCGAGAACGAACUCAAGAAGGCCUACCGCAAGCUGGCCAAGGAAUAUCACCCAGACAAGAACCCAAAUGCCGGAGACAAGUUCAAAGAAAUUAGCUUUGCCUAUGAAGUCCUGUCCAACCCAGAGAAGCGAGAGCUGUACGACCGAUAUGGGGAGCAGGGCCUGCGGGAAGGAUGUGGCGGAGGCGGUGGCAUGGAUGACAUAUUUUCCCAUAUUUUCGGUGGUGGUCUGUUUGGUUUCAUGGGUGGACAGAGUCGAAGUCGCAACGGUAGACGGAGAGGAGAGGACAUGAUGCACCCUUUAAAAGUAUCAUUAGAAGAUUUAUACAAUGGAAAGACAACCAAACUUCAGCUAAGUAAGAAUGUGCUGUGCAGUUCCUGUAAUGGACAAGGUGGUAAGACUGGAGCAGUUCAGAAAUGUACAGCUUGCAGAGGCCGUGGUGUCCGCAUUAUGAUCAGACAGCUUGCUCCAGGCAUGGUACAGCAGAUGCAGUCUGUCUGUUCAGACUGUAAUGGAGAAGGGGAAGUAAUUAAUGAGAAAGACCGCUGUAAAAAAUGUGAAGGCAAAAAAGUUAUAAAAGAAGUGAAAAUUCUGGAGGUUCAUGUGGAUAAAGGCAUGAAGCAUGGGCAGAGAAUCACAUUUGCUGGAGAAGCAGAUCAGGCCCCUGGAGUGGAGCCUGGGGAUAUUGUUCUGGUUCUGCAAGAGAAAGAACAUGAGUCUUUUCAGAGAGAUGGCAAUGAUCUACACAUGACACACAAGAUAGGGCUUGUUGAAGCUUUGUGUGGGUUUCAGUUUUCUUUCAAGCACCUUGAUGCACGUCAGAUUGUUGUCAAAUAUCCUCCAGGAAAAGUAAUUGAGCCAGGCUCUGUUCGUGUUGUUCGGGGUGAAGGCAUGCCACAGUACCGUAAUCCGUUUGAAAAAGGUGACCUCUUCAUCAAGUUUGAUGUCCAAUUUCCAGAAAACAAUUGGAUUAACCCAGAAAAACUUACGGAACUUGAAGAUUUGCUUCCAGCCAGACCAGAAACCGCCAACAUCACUGGAGAAACAGAAGAGGUAGACCUUCAAGAAUUUGACAGCACCCGUGGCUCAGCAGGAGGACAGAGACGUGAGGCAUACAAUGAUAGUUCAGAUGAUGAGAGCAGCCACCACGGCCCCGGAGUGCAGUGUGCACACCAGUAACCAUUUAUAUACAGAAUUGCACAACAAAAGGAUUUUCUUUCAAAUAAUUAUAACUUUUUUUUUUUUUGCCUGUUCUAUUUUUGUUUUAUUUUUUGUUUCCGCGACCCAGUGAAUCGCCCAAACAAUCGUUCAGAUGUGACGGACAUCUGUCGCUGUACGUGUAACUUUUAAAUUGGUUCUAUAGUAUUUUCAGAGUGUAUAAUUUAAACCGUAAAACUAACCACAAGGCUUUACCUGCAGUUUUGACUGUUCUAUAGUGAAAAUAAUAAAAUCCUCCAAAAAAAGGAAGACAAGACAUGAAUCUGCCGCUCUUUGUACUGACCGCUUGAUUUUUAUCAGUCUGUGUAGAUUUAGUUUCCUAUUUACGUUCAUACCUGUAAAUGUGUGUUUUUUUGUUUUUUUUCUGGAGCUGUGUAUUUGGCUGCACUUAAAUGACCUGCUUACAUAUAGAAUAAACAAUUUCCUGGUCUGUA